GAUGAAGUUCCAAUGGCGUUCAUUUGGAUACAAGUCAAAGGUGGUGGUGUUGUGCUCUGUUGCAAACUUCAUCAAUGCAGCAGACAGAGUGCUCAUGCCUCUGGCCAUUGUGCCUAUGGCUAAUGAAUACAAAUGGAGUCUCUACUGGCAAGGAUGGAUCUUAUCUGCGUUUGCGUUUGGUUACUUCACGAGUCAGAUAAUAGGGGCCAAUGCAGUAAACAAAUAUGGAGGGCGGAGGGUGCUGUGUUUUGCGGUUUUGUUGUGGUCGCUCUCUACCAUUGUAACACCUUUGGCCGCUGCCUACUUGCCGGCCCUAAUUACUGCAAGAGUUAUUUUAGGUUUAGGAGAAGGACUUGGAUUACCCACAAUAUUCCAGUUAUUUGCACAACACAUUCCACCUGAUGAACGGAGCAGAGCUUUUGGUUACAUGGUUGCUGCUGGGUCAGUGGGACAGACUGUUGCUUCCUUGUUUGCACCACACUUGGACUGGCAUGUGUCUUUUGAAAUAUUUGGAUGCAUAGGACUGUUAUGGGUUGUUUGCUGGCUGCUAACAUACCAUGACCCACCAAUACAUGCAGAUGAAGAAGGACAGCAACUUCUUGAGAAGGAAGUCAUGUGUGUCUCUUGGAUAGAAUGGAUAAGUCACUGGUCAUUAUGGUCCAUUUAUAUAGCUCACUUUGCCAUGAACUGGAGCAACUACAUCAUAAUGCAGUGGCUGCCAACCUACCUUUCACGAACGUUAGGGGCCAACAAGGAGAGUAUGAGUCUCACAGCAGUGCCUUAUAUAAUCAGCUCACUCUGUGGAGUAGCUUGGGGCCACAUUGCUGACCAGAUGAUCAAUGUUGGGUGGCCUGUCCUGAGAGUACGGCGCUUAAUGACCUUUUUUGGACUUGUUGGACCGGGACUGUGUCUUGCUUUCUUCCCUGAAGUCUCUAACCUGGUGGUUGCAGUUCUGGUGAUAUCACUGGCCAUGGGGCUUUGUGCUGCUAAUUCAUCAGGACACUUAAGCAACCAUGCAGAUGUAGCACCAAAUCAUGCUGGCAUUACAUUUGCCAUAUCAAAUACUAUAGCAACAAUACCAGGAAUUCUGUGUGGUCCACUGACAGCUGAAUUAGUGGUAGCAUCACAUGGCCGCUGGUUUCCAGUUUUCUUCCUUGCAGGGACAAUCAACUUCACAGCUGCUAUGAUAUACUAUACUCAGAGUUCUGCAAAGCCUGUUCUAUGACACAAAGAAAAUAUACAUAGCACAGAAAAGUGAUUACAUCUCUCUUUAUGGUAGUUGACACUGACAGACACUGACACUAGGGUGCAGAAAAGUGAAUAUAUUGUACUUUUUACGGUGGUUGUCAAGAACACUUAUAGCACAGAAAAAUGAAUAUAUUUUACUUUUUACAGUGGUCUUCAUUACACUUAAUUACCAUAAUUGCAAGGGAUUCAUGGUUCUGAACAAAUUUGUACUAGUAUAUAUACUUCAUCCCAGAUAUGUGGAUAUUAUUUGUUUCUAGCAUGUGUCCUUCUUUCAUGGGUAAUGUACAUAUAUCAAGAUCAGAAAGAUGCAAAAUAGAAAUAAUUACCUCUACUAAGGUAGUUCAUUCUAUAUUAUUGUGUGAAUAAUUUUCCUUCUCUUUUAUAGUAUAAGGAAUAAGGAGUUGUAUUUCAUGUUAGGAUAAGUUGCGUAUGUUCAAUAUGAUAUUAUAAGUAUUUAACUUUUAAAUCAGUAUGCUGGUAGUACAGAACCUUAAAUAUCUUUAAGAAAUAGGGUCAUGUGUUCACUCUUUUUUUUUUCUUUCUUUCUUUUUAUUUCACUUGGGGUGCCAAAAGAAUUCAUGCACUUUUUCAAAUUCUUGCAUUUAGCUUCCAAACUUGUAACCGAUGAAAAAAAAAAA
Penaeus monodon (black tiger shrimp) is the source of this 1886-nucleotide messenger RNA. Its product is annotated as sodium-dependent phosphate transport protein 1, chloroplastic-like. Gene Ontology annotation, molecular function: transmembrane transporter activity. Lineage: Eukaryota; Metazoa; Arthropoda; Malacostraca; Decapoda; Penaeidae. The record is from RefSeq and is a predicted model, not a curated record. Gene Ontology annotation, biological process: transmembrane transport; monoatomic anion transport.